Molecule: messenger RNA, 576 nt
Organism: Dichotomopilus funicola
Lineage: Eukaryota; Fungi; Ascomycota; Sordariomycetes; Sordariales; Chaetomiaceae
Exons: 2
Coding region: 1-576 (191 amino acids)
Source: RefSeq, a predicted model, not a curated record
AUGGGACAAACGCAAGAGCAGCAACAACAACAACAGGCCCCUGUUGUCGAGCAGGCGAUCGAGCCGCAACAACAGGAACAACCACAACAACCCCCUGCGGUCGAGCCAGAGAUCACGCCGGCACCGCCCGCGUACUCGCCCCGGGCCACAGACGAAGUUCAGGAUGCCAGCCAACCUGCGGCCAACCGUGGCCCCGCGCCGGUACAGCAGAUUCCAGCAACCCUCGACAAGCCUCUUCCCCAGCCCAACAUGGCAACAACACAACAACAACAACUACACCCAGUCCCGGGCGUCACGCCGUUUCACCAGCUAGGGGACCAACCGCAAUGGGUCGACUGCCCAUUUUGCCGAACUCGGGCCUUGACGAGGGUACAGAAGGAGGGCUCGCCGAUGCAGGUUGUCGCUGGUGUAUUGUGCUGCUUGCUCUGCGUGUGCCUUGCCUGCGUGCCGUGUGUGGCUGGUUGGUUUGAGACGACAACUUUCUUCUGCUCACGGUGCAACGCUAAGCUGGCCAUGCGCUCUGAUAGUGGCCACCUUGAGGUAUACGGCCCAACGGUGCCUUCCAAGUUUGCCUGA